CAACAAAUAUUUCUCAGUUGAGUAGAUCGAUUUGUCAAAAAACGUUGAAUUUCACAAAGCGUCGGAGUGAUUUUUUAUUUAAUUUCUUCUAUUUUAGUGAGUGUGUGUUAAUAAAAAAUCAAAUAAAUUUUCUUAAAAGCAAAAAUAAUUUUUUAAUAACAAAAGCCUACAAAUAAAAGUGAAUAAAUCGUUACCUAUCCCUAGAAAAAAAGGCUUCCAAAAGGUAUAAAAAAAGAAGAAAAAAAUAAUUUUAUAAUAAAACAACCACAUACAACGAAAGUGUAGAAAAAAAAAGAUACAAAAAAUUAUAGAACUUUGGUGUGUAACAACGGCUGAACAUCUAAGAAGUUAUUAGAAACGUUUAAAAGGAAUAAAGAAAGGCUCGUGGCAGCAAAUAAAUUUAAUAACAUAAAUAAUGUGUUACGUGUAUCAGCUAUAAAUGUGGCAUGUCUCCUCUUCUACCAAAUACUUUAAGGAUUUAAGUUAAUCGCAGUUGGAAAAAUAUGCAAAAUAAAACUGUUAAAGUUUUUUAGUUAAAAACCAUAAACAUGUGUUGGCUUCAAGUGAAAAUACAACAAAAUUCACAACAACAAAUCCGCAACUUCUUGUGUCUACAAAAUAAACUCUAAACCAAAAAUUAUAAAAGAAAAAACUAAAAUAAAAGAAAAUUAAAGUUUUCCAAAGUGUUGUGCAUUAAGCUUCCUAUUAGAGAGUAAAAAAAAACAAUAGUAGACAACUGUUAAUUUUAACAACAAAACUGUCCCCAUAUAUACGCCCCUCGAUUUCUUGCGGAAUCCUUUAUACAAUACUACAAGGACAGUAAAACAGACAAGAAAAACAAAAAUAUUUUAAACUUUUUUUUACAAUUAAAUUUCGUGUUAAAGUGUUGUUUUUAAAUUCUUUUAAAUUACAACUUUCUAUAAUUUUAUGAGAAAAAGGGCCUGAGUGCCCUCGGUUAUGGCCUUUAUGAUGAAAAAGAAAAAGUAUCGUUUUAAUGUUGAAGUAAAAUUACAAGACUUAGAGAAUGUGGCCCUGGUAAAUGAGGUGCUGUUUGCAAAAAUACGUCUAUUGGAUGGUGGCUCAUUUCAGGAAUAUAGCAGCAGGGAAGAAGUACGCAAUCAUCGUGUGGAAUGGAAUCGAAAUUUCGAAUUUCCUUGCAAAAUGUCAGCAAAUGCCUCAACGGGGGUAUUGGAUCCCUGUUAUUUGCGUAUCUCGAUACGCAAAGAAAUGAAGGGUGGACGUAGUUAUUAUAAAUUAGGUUUUAUUGAUUUAAAUCUUGCCGAAUAUGCUGGCGCUGGUUUAACCUCGCGACGAUUUUUACUGGAGGGUUAUGACUCCAGACAUCGUUUAGAUAAUUCCAUGUUAACAUUAUCAAUAAAAAUGUUAAUGUUAAGUGGUGAUAUUUUAUUUAAGGCUCCUACACCAAAUUUAAAAAAUAAACUAAAAACACCCACAGAUGAUCUGGCCACAGCGGCUACGGGUGUGGGCUUACAAUCGCCCACAUCAUUAACUUCCUCCUCUUUACCCACCAUAGGGGUAACAACGCGUCCUGUUUCCACAAUAAGGGAUGAUGAUUCAGAUCCUCAAUAUGUUAUGGCCUCUAUUGUUACCGAUUCAGGUCAUUCAGAAUCGUCUGAAUCGGCCAUUACCCUAACACCUGAUGCUUUGCUCUUGCAACAGCAACAACAGUUACAGCAGCAACAACAACAACAGCAGCAGCAGCAACAACAAACGCAUUUGCCAUCUUCCUACCCACCCUCAUCGGCUGCCACUCUGGUACCAGGUGUUUCGCUUACAAAUGCACAACAAAUGUUACCCUACGGUGGCAUUGGUGGUACGGGCGGUAGUGGUGGCGGCGGUGGUGGUAGUGGAGCUGUUAGUGGUAAUAUUGCUGUUACUAGCAUUGGUAUUAUUGGUAGCAAUAAUUGUGGCACUACUGCCUCAAUUAGUGGCUUAUCAACUUCAGGUGGUGGCACUGUUCCAGGCCUUGAAAUGGGCCAUUCAAGAAAUUCCAGUAAUACUAGUCAAAUGUCAAAGGGUUCCGGUUAUAGUAGUUUUUCGCACAGUCAACAUUCUCGUCAAAGCUCUGAAGGUGAUUCGGGGCAUGCAAGAUUCAGCAAAUCCGUUUCUCUUCUGAAUAGACUUAAUCAAAGAGCUAUAAAUGCUAUGAAAUUGCAUAUACCCGCUUUAAUACAUCACCAUCCUCAAAAUGAUAAAGCUAAUGCCUUGAUACUGCAUAAUGCGGAGUCUUUAAUGUUGACCACCACCACUACCACGACAAACACAACUUCAAAUACUAAUGUGAUAAAUAUCGAUGAGAAUGAAGAGCUAAUGUAUCAAACACCCAAUUCUUCGGUGAGAGAAGAACUUGGUGUGGAUGAUUUUCGUACUCCCCUAAAUGAAAUGCCAUCACCUCCUCCUUUGUCUUCAAAUUCUAUGUAUAAUAUGAAAUUUUUAAAUACACCCUCACCCACUUAUCGCAGUGUUAAUAGCACCAGUAGAUCUUGUUCACGUGAAUCCGAUCUUUAUGCCAGUGGUGAACGCGACAGUGAAAGUGAAACGGCUGAUGAUUCUGGUCUAGAUGAAAAUUUCCAUACUCCCCGUGUGGCGAAAAUUAAAUCAAUGGAAAAUCUUUCCAUAUUAGAAAUGGAAUUUCAUAAGGCUUCCCAAGCCUUAGAUCGCAAUUCCCCCCGACGUCUUAAGUGGUUGGCUGAACGUGAACGCAUACAAAUGCCUAAAAUGAAAUCUUUAAAUAAUCUUUGUUUCGAUGAUUAUUCUGAAGAACAAAUGAGAGCCGAAUUUCAAAUGAUUCGUGAACAGAAUUUAGAAGAGAAACAUCGUUUUAAUAUGCAGCAAAGAAAAAAUUCGACUUCCUCCUCUAAUUCGGGUAAAUUGUAUAUAAAAAACUCUAAAGUGGGUAAUGCCAAGUUUAUAGGUAACGAUGAUAGUCCUUUGGCUCAACACCACCACCACAAUAACAAUCAAAUCACCAGUCAUAUGCAUUAUCCCAUACAAAAAAUGAGAUCCAUGGGCACCAUACCCGAUGUGGUAACCGAACGCAUAGAACCCGAUCCAUUUCUAACACCCACCUCAGCUCGUAAACCUCAAUUUCCUAUGGUAACACAAUCGGCCGAAAAGGCGGCUACACCUUCAUAUGCAGCCGCUAGAUUAUUAACCUAUGAUUGUAUAGAUGGUCCACAAAAUUCCCAUCAUUCGCAUAAUUCUCUAAGUGAACUCUACUCACAAGAUCGUUUGGGUAAAUUGAUCUUAGCCAAUGAGGCCUCAUUUAUGUCAAGAACACCAUUUGAGAGAGCCUAUCGUCGUAGUCUUAUGAAAAGUUCUACACCACUGCGUCAGUCAUUGGGUCUUAUACAACAGUAUAGCAGCAACGAGGAAGCGACUAACAUUACAACACAUAUAAGACCACAUUCCAAUAAUGCUGCCUAUGAUAUAAUGAGGAAUCCCAGUUCUGGCUCUUUAGUUAUAAGUGAAACAGGUUCAUUGGAUCGCAUGAAAAAUACCGCCGAAAAACGUAAAAAAGGCCCUCUGGAUGAUGGUCCCAGGGUAUCGGAUCGUGUGGAGGAGACACGUGUUAAUCCGAAUUCUUUAAUUGAUGAGAUUUUAAAGGAUACUAAAUUGGAUCAAUUAGAAGAAACGGCUGAAACAUCCGGUUUACAAUUGUAUAUAGGUAAAGAUGGCACCACUUCAUUUGGUAACCAUGAGCUUAAAUCUAGAGUCUCUGCUGGGGCUUUCAAACAGGUUGUCAUGGAGAAUCCAAGAUAGUAGCAUAAAUUUCUAAUCUAAAAUAAGACUUUUUUCAAAACAACAACAACAACAAACAAACCUACUACUAUUACAAAACUACAACAAAAUAAACUAUACUAUAUAGAAAUAAAUAUACAUAAAAUAUUGAUAUAAUAA
Lucilia sericata (common green bottle fly) is the source of this 3921-nucleotide messenger RNA. RefSeq names its product protein split ends. NCBI's taxonomy places the organism in Eukaryota, Metazoa, Arthropoda, Insecta, Diptera, Calliphoridae. The transcript is spliced from 11 exons. Bases 958 to 3783 code for a protein of 941 amino acids. The record is from RefSeq and is a predicted model, not a curated record.